UCAGGUUGGCAUCAUUGCCGCGAGAUCGCCAUAUUUGUCGGCGUCCCACGCUACAAAACACGCUUGCAAAGUAUUCUGUGUUCGUCGUUCGUUAUCCAAUUUUUUAAAUACCGGCACGAAAAAUGUCGUACAAGGGACCGCAGAAAGUCCAGAAGGUGAUGGUUCAGCCCAUCAACCUGAUAUUUCGCUAUCUGCAAAAUCGUUCGCGCGUGCAAGUCUGGCUGUUCGAGAACGUGAACCUGCGGAUCGAGGGUCACAUCGUCGGCUUCGACGAAUACAUGAACCUGGUGUUGGAUGACGCCGAGGAGUAUCACCAGAAGACGAAAAACAGGAAGCCACUCGGACGAAUCAUGCUGAAGGGCGAUAAUAUCACGCUAAUACAAAAUACCAAUCCCGGUGCAAAUUAAUGACGAGAGGAAGGCUAUAACCUCAACCCGACAGGAAAUUUGGCGGGCGAGUUUGACAGACUGAUUUCUUCAGAGUUUCUUGGACUGUGAGAAGAGCUCUCAGGAAGAUUGUUUAACUGUAAAAGUUGAGGUUCUUUAAGCGUGAGAAAAAUUGUAUUUGCGUGAUGAAUGCGUGGAUGGAGAUUUGUAGUUUGUAAUACUUUCAGUUAUCUUGAUACAAAAUUCUACUAUAUGAAUACUGACAAAUGCGAAAUACGAUCAAAUUUUGUUAUGAAAUCAUCCGAUAUUUUAUGUCAAUGAAUAUCCGGAUUCGUCUAAUAUAAAUUUUUGUUCAAAUUUAAAUUUGAAGAAAUAUUCUUUACAAUAUAUUAUCAUGCAUUGCUAGUGCUUAUUAGCGGUAUAAACAAUGUAGGAUUAUAUUUUGUAUCCAGUUUUUGUGGAAACUCACGCUGAAUGUGUAUUGUGUGACUCUAAAAAAGAUAAAUAGAAAAUAUAUAUAUACGCAAUAAUUAAAUAAUUUCAUAUUCUCUAAAAAA
Messenger RNA from Formica exsecta, 943 nucleotides. RefSeq names its product probable small nuclear ribonucleoprotein E (gene SmE). Gene Ontology annotation, biological process: mRNA splicing, via spliceosome; spliceosomal snRNP assembly. Gene Ontology annotation, molecular function: RNA binding. Lineage: Eukaryota; Metazoa; Arthropoda; Insecta; Hymenoptera; Formicidae. Bases 123 to 407 code for a protein of 94 amino acids. The record is from RefSeq and is a predicted model, not a curated record. The transcript has a single exon. Gene Ontology annotation, cellular component: U2 snRNP; precatalytic spliceosome; U4 snRNP.